Molecule: messenger RNA, 231 nt
Organism: Neohortaea acidophila
Lineage: Eukaryota; Fungi; Ascomycota; Dothideomycetes; Mycosphaerellales; Teratosphaeriaceae
Exons: 2
Coding region: 1-231 (76 amino acids)
Source: RefSeq, a predicted model, not a curated record
AUGGCGUCAGGCAGCUCAGGUGAACGCGUGGAAAACGCGUCUGAUGCCGAUUUCGCAAAGGCAUUACAAGAGCUGUCCAAAGGCGAACGAACAGCGGCAGCGCUUGAGAGCCAGCUGACACGGAUGGAAGCGAAGAUUGACGAGCUGCUUGCACAGGCGGAGCAGGAACAACAGGAGGUGAAAAGCACUGAUCAGUCUGCAUCGAAUUCCGGCGCAGAGGGUUCUCAAUGA